Molecule: messenger RNA, 1893 nt
Organism: Syzygium oleosum
Lineage: Eukaryota; Viridiplantae; Streptophyta; Magnoliopsida; Myrtales; Myrtaceae
Product: polygalacturonase At1g48100-like
Exons: 7
Coding region: 1-1893 (630 amino acids)
Biological process (GO): carbohydrate metabolic process
Molecular function (GO): polygalacturonase activity
Source: RefSeq, a predicted model, not a curated record
AUGGGGAAGUUGAGUUUCAAGAGCCUCGUGUCCGCAUUUGCUGUUGCGUUUUUAGUGUGGUGCAUAAGUUGUGAGGUUUGCAAUGCUAGAGAAGUUACUAAUUGGAGAUCCAGCGAAGCAGCGGCCGCCGCCGCCGACGAUUCCACUGCAGAGAGCUCUAUGUGGCUGUGGAGAGGACCCUGGAGGACUCCUUACUUCCCUCUCCCCCCUUUCCCCUACUACCGCCCGUGGCCUUACUUGCCGCCGCCCCGUUGGCCCUAUUUGCCCCGCCCCCACCCUCACCCUCGCCACCAUCCCCAUCACCACCACCCUCGCCAUGGUCCCCCAAAGCAAAUACCAUCGCCAACACCAACAGUGGAACCGACGCCCCCGAUACCAAAUCCGCCACCAGCACCAAUGGCAGAGCCAACCCCACCGCCACCCCAAACACCCCCAGCCAAACCCGCACCCCCGCCAACACCAGCAGCCAAACCCACACCAACGCCAGCCCCACCAAUGCCACUGGCAUCACCGACUCCACCGGCGGAGCCAACACCUCCAGUUUCACCAACACCUCCGGCAUCACCAACACCACCGGCAGUGCCAACACCACCAGCAUCACCAACACCACCAGUACCAAGCAAGUCUACUGCCUUCAAUGUGCUAGGUUUUGGCGCCAAGGGCGAUGGGAACACUGACGACACAAAGGCAUUCCAAGAUGCAUGGGCAGCUUCAUGCAACGAGGAGGCAUCAACAAUGGUGGUUCCUGCAAACUACGUGUUCCUUGUUGGGCCCAUCUCGUUCGUGGGUGAACACUGUCAGGAAGACAUUAUCCUCCAGCUAGAUGGGACGGUAGUGGCUCCGACGGAUCCCCAGGCUUGGGGUGACGAUGGUAUAGACCGUUGGCUCCACUUCGACAAACUGAGUCGCUUCACAUUGCAAGGAAGCGGAACUGUCGACGGUCGAGGCUCUGUUUGGUGGCACCGCUCACAAUCUGAGGAUCUCAAUGAUGACCUUUUCGAUGUCGAUGAUGAUGCUGACGUUGAAAUGGACUACGAGGACGAGGAUAUACAGGCGAAAGAUGAGUUGAGUUCAAUGCCCCGGAGCAAACCAACUGCAAUGAGGUUCGAUCACUGUCUUAAUGUCACGUUUAGCGGCAUUAAGAUUCAGAACAGCCCCAACUUCCACCUCACAUUCGACCACUGCACCGGCGUUCACGUGCACGAUAUGAGCAUUUCGUCCCCGGGCGACAGCCCCAACACCGAUGGGAUCCACCUUGGGAACUCCCAAGAUGUGACCAUUCAUGAUGCUACUCUCGCCUGCGGGGAUGACUGCAUUUCGAUUGCCAGCGGAUGUUCCAACAUUCACAUACACGAUGUACACUGCGGUCCGGGGCACGGGAUCAGCAUCGGAAGCUUAGGAAAAGACCAUUCUAGAGCAUGUGUGCACAACAUUACUGUUCAAAACGUGGAUCUGCACGGGACGACAAACGGCGUUAGGAUAAAGUCAUGGCAGGGCGGGACGGGCGCCGUUUACGGAGUGAAGUUCUCAAACGUUCGAGUCUCCGAGGUCCGAUGGCCGAUCAUCAUCGACCAGUACUACUGCGACCACAUGAUGUGCACGAACCAAUCGUCGGCCGUCGCGGUGCGGAGCAUCGCCUACGAGAAAAUCUCAGGGACGUACACAGAGAGACCGGUGGACUUAGCUUGCAGCGACAGCGUGCCCUGCGAGGACAUCACCCUGUCAGCAAUAGACUUAAGGCCAUCGUCGCAGAAGCCCCCCUCUCACGACAACGGCCCCUUCUGUUGGCAGACCUUCGGGCAGCUGAACACGCCGAUCUCCCCGCCGAUCGACUGCAUGAAGAUCGGGACGCGGUCUAGCAACGGGGUCGGGUCUGGUCAGGACUUAUGUUAG